AUGCACGCCUAUAUCGCAGCCAGCAGGCAUGCCACCGCCGAUGGGCAUGCCCUACCCUGGAUUUCAACCGGUACAAGCAGGGUACGCAGCGGGGGGAACCUUUCCCAACCCAGUGCCUCCAAUGCAAAUGCCAAUGCCGAUGCCGAUGCCGAUGCCGAUGCCGAUGCCGAUGCCGAUGCCGAUGCCGAUGCCGAUGCCGAUGCCGAUGCCGAUGCCGAUGCCGAUGCCAGCUCCACCGCCGCCACAUAUGCCUGCACAACCGCCCGUACAGAUGCCCAUGCCGGUCUGGUGUACUUGCACCACGGCUGGGCCAACCACAGGUUGUCCCGUUCAUCAACCCGGGAGUGGAAGUCAACCGACGCCAGGGCAGUCCGGUUCCACUGGAGCGCAGUGUUCUCAAGGUUCUCGUGGGCCAGCGGGUGA
Messenger RNA from Aspergillus clavatus NRRL 1, 423 nucleotides. RefSeq lists its product as uncharacterized. The transcript is spliced from 2 exons. Bases 1 to 423 code for a protein of 140 amino acids. The record is from RefSeq and is a predicted model, not a curated record. NCBI's taxonomy places the organism in Eukaryota, Fungi, Ascomycota, Eurotiomycetes, Eurotiales, Aspergillaceae.